AUGCCCACUGUUCCGAAGUUGAAGCUCUAUACGGAUUCAACUCCCAAUGGCAUCAAGAUUAGCAUGGCCUUGGAGGAGCUCGGACUCUCAUACGAAGUUGAGCACAUCGAUAUCAGCACCAACCGCCAGAAAGAGCCAUGGUUCCUCGAUAUCAACCCAAAUGGCCGCAUUCCAGCCAUUGUGGAUACAUCUGACGAUGGUGAGCAGAUCAGGAUUUUUGAGGGUGGAAGCAUUCUACAAUACUUGACCGUGCGGUACGAUCCCGAGUACAAGCUAUCCUUCCCUCGGGCCAGUAAAGAAUAUUGGGAGUGCAAUAAUUUCCUGUUCUUCCAGCAUGGAGGUAUUGGGCCUAUGCAAGGACAAGCAGCCCACUUCUCCCGUUAUGCACCAACCAAGAUUCAAUAUGGCAUUGAUCGAUAUACCACAGAGACAAAACGGCUGUACAAAGUCCUCGAUACACAACUGGCCAAAUCUACAUCCGGAUUCUUAGUCGGGGAUCACAUCUCCAUUGCAGACGUUGCAAACUUAUCGUGGGUCAUCUUCGGUCCCUAUGUGGAUGUCGAUCUGGCGAAAUUUCCACAUUUGCAAAAGUGGGAAGUCAUGAUGAGCGAAAGGCCAGGGAUCUGUAGAGGUUUCCAUGUGCCUUAUCCUUUAAGGAUCAAGGACAAGAACCAAGAUGCGACAGCUAUGAAGGAUUAUCAGAACAGAAAUACCGACUGGAUCAUGAGGCAGAUGAAAGCCGAUCAGGAGGCCUUCAGUAAGGGUUAA
This is a messenger RNA of Exophiala bonariae, 768 nucleotides long. RefSeq lists its product as uncharacterized. Lineage: Eukaryota; Fungi; Ascomycota; Eurotiomycetes; Chaetothyriales; Herpotrichiellaceae. The coding region runs from base 1 to 768 and encodes 255 amino acids. The transcript has 2 exons. The record is from RefSeq and is a predicted model, not a curated record.